This is a messenger RNA of Monodelphis domestica (gray short-tailed opossum), 2765 nucleotides long. RefSeq names its product regulator of microtubule dynamics 3 (gene RMDN3). Gene Ontology annotation, cellular component: mitotic spindle pole; cytoplasm; spindle microtubule. Lineage: Eukaryota; Metazoa; Chordata; Mammalia; Didelphimorphia; Didelphidae. The record is from RefSeq and is a predicted model, not a curated record. Gene Ontology annotation, molecular function: microtubule binding.
AGCGUCAUCUCUCCGCGCCGCUGUUGCCACCCUCAGGUGGAUGGGUCGGAUGGUCCGGGAGGUUGAGGGAGGUGGAGGGUCCUCUCCGUAACUUCAUUCCCUUGGGAUCUAGACCAGAGGGUGACCGCGGCGGGUGCUAUGGUGGCUUGAGGCCGGGUGCAGCAUGUCUAGACCAGGGGUCCUGGGCGGCGCUCGCUCCGGGCUUGGACUGGUGCUCGGGGCCGCCGCAGGCCUUGGGCUCCUCUGCGCCUUCUACAUCCACCGGAGGAAACGGACCCAGGGCCAUGGCGGGAACUGGAACACGUCCAACUCCCUGGGCUACACCCGCACCCCGGAGCCUCACCGCCAGGUGAUGCUCUUGCGGGCAGCACCAGGGGAGGCUGGAGAUGCUAUGUCUAUUCCCAGCAUGCCAAGGGAGAAGCAAGAGGAGGUGCUGGAUCGCCUGGACUUUGUGUUGAGCAGCCUUACUGAACUUCGGCAUGAGGUGGAAGAACUGAGAAAUAGUCUUCGGGGUCUUGCUGGAGAGAUUGUGGGGGAGGUCAAGUCUCAAAUGGAAGAAAACCAAAGAGUGACUCGGAGGAGAAGGUUUCCAUUCAACAGGGAAAGAAGUGAUUCCACUGCAUCCAGCUCCAUCUACUUCACUGCAAACUCUGGAACAGCUCUUACAGAAGGAGAGAGCGAGGGAGGGUACACGACAGCCAAUGCAGAGUCGGAUUAUGACUGGGAGACAGAAAAGGAAAGUGAGGAGGAGGAGGACGAAGUGAGCUGUGAGACGGUGAAGACAGGACGGCGGGACUCUGAGGAUGAGGAUUCCCCACAGCUGCCAGUGGACUCUGCGGGUGGAGAGGAUCUAGUUCUGCUGCUGCGGCAGGCCGAUGAGCUGCACCAGGGCAACAAGCAGAGCAAGCAGGAGGGCUUCCAGCGGCUCCUCAACAACAAGCUGGUGUAUGGAAAUCGGCAAGACUUUCUGUGGCGCCUGGCCCGGGCCUACAGCGACAUGUGUGAUCUCUCCGAGGGGACAAAUGAGAAAAAGUCGUACGCCCAGAGUGGAAAAGAAGAAGCAGAGGCCGCCCUGGAGAAAGGGGACGACAGCGCCGAGUCUCACCAGUGGUAUGCUGUGCUGUGUGGCCAGCUGGCUGAGCAUGAAGGCAUUCAGAGGCGUAUCCAAAGUGGCUAUAUCUUCAAGGAUCAUGUGGACAGAGCUAUUGCCCUCCAGCCAGACAAUCCCAAGUCUCACUUCCUCCUUGGGAGGUGGUGCUACCAGGUAUCUCAUCUGACCUGGCUAGAGAAAAAGACUGCUGGAGCCCUGUUUGAGAGCCCUCCCAGUGCUACGGUCCAUGAUGCUCUCCAGAGCUUUCUGAAGGCAGAAGAACUGAGUCCUGGGUUUUCCAAAGCUGGAAGGGUCUACAUCUCCAAGUGCUACAGGGAGCUCGGGAAUAAUCCUGAAGCCGGCCAGUGGAUGAAGUUGGCCCUGGAGCUGCCUGAUGUCACCAAUGAGGUAGCUACCCAGCUUUCCUUUUUCCGCUGUCUCACAACUGUGCGUUCUAGGCCCUUCAUCCAAGGCCCCUAACGUCUCCUGGGCUUCUUCUGCUCAGGCUGGGCCUGGGAAACCAUCCUGAGCUCCCAGGAACGCAGAUGUCGGGUUUAGUCUGCUCCUCGGGUGAAACUCGGCUUCCGACCUGAACACCAUUUUUGUGAGACCUUGAAUAAAUCUGUUCCUUUCCCCAGGAAGUCCAGUAGCUGCCUCCUUGGUCGUCACCUGCGUACGGGGAAGAUAACCAUCUAACAGUGUUCUUCGUCCUCAGGCCAAGCGCUGAGAUCCCUUUGGCGGGCUGAGAGCAUGGUGUGGGAGAGGUGGGGAUGGGAUGAGCCCACAGUCUGUCUCAUUCUUUUCCUCUCCACUUUGACCCUUUUUUUCCUCCCUCCCAUUCCACCCUUUAGGACGUUGCCUGCCACAAGGACCUGGAGGAGCUGAGAGUAGCAUUGGGAGAAUAAGCACAUUUCUUGGCAUUCAUCUGCAGAAGGGUGACACCACGUAGCGUAGCAGGGGAGAGUCCCCUCUUGUGCCUCCUGCUUGGAGUGGAGGCCGAGCAACAUUGAGGCUGGGAGAGGAGCUGGCUGCCCCGAGUCCUGUUCAGAGCUGCCACCUCACCAUGUCCGUUUGCCUACUGCCCUGCCGUGGUUCAUUUACCCCAGUCUUCUCUCCGUACCCUGAAACCAAAUGGAAAGGCGCGAUGAUUUUUCAUCAGGUCGAGGCUUCAGAUUCUGUGUUAUUUUUUAAACUACGAAUUAUGUGGCUGAGGUUGUGGGGGCAGAAGGAAUUACCUGGGACUGAGCACAGGCCUAGUCAGGGCAGUGGCACUGGAAAACCAGUUGCUAGCCAGGGCAGUGGGAAGAUGAUGGCGCUACUUUUUAGUUGAUGGAGAGAUAAAUGCACUUUAUAAAGCCUUGGGAACAAAGUACAGAACUCUUUUCAUUGACCAAUCCCAACAUCAUUGUAAAUACCCCUAGGAUCCCGCCCUGUUUGGUCAGGGUGAAGAGGAAGGGGUAUGAGAAAACGAGACAUUUCCCUCAUCUCACCCCUCAUGUGGGCUCAGGCUCUGGGCAGGAUCUGGCUUCCUCCCUCUGCUUGGGCCUUGGCACUGUUUCAAAAAGGAGGCAGUGUCAUGGAUAGGGUACUAAUAAAGCUAAUGGUGUGGAUGGCUGCCUGGCCUGUAUUGUGGUACAAAAUUGAAAUAAAUCAGCUUGAGUGGCAGUGAGAUCUA